GAAUAGUAAUUAUCAUUUGUUAAUCGUUGCCGAUAUUUUGAUCUUGAAUAUUUGCUACAUUAUGUUUCUCACGGAGGAAAUGAGGUUAAACAACAAAACAAUUGUAUCUCAGGGAAAGUCCAUUGGGAAUUUGCAACUACUUGAUUCGCUAAAUGGACGAAAACGACUUGAGGAAUCAAUAUUAGGGAUUGUGGAGUGUACGUACGUUUCUCAUCCAAAUGAAUCACAAUCCGAAGUUCCCAUGCUCAAUUGGAAAACAACCAGAUGGAAAUUCGUUCUCAUGUCAAAAGUCAUCUGGAUAACUAAUGGCUGCCAACAAUAUUUAUCAAUAUUUGCAUUGAUAAUGGCUUCAUUUUCAAGAAUAAUUUGCAUUUAUGUACGAGAAACGAAUCAUAUCAUGCCGAGGCUGUGUUGCGUGGCGGAGUCUGAUGCGAUUCAGGCUGUCGUCGAAUACAUUGACAAUUUCCGCACAAAUGAAUUUCCUACGAAUUGGGCAUGUUUAUGAAUCAUCUUCGUCGGUCU
Diachasma alloeum is the source of this 522-nucleotide messenger RNA. RefSeq lists its product as uncharacterized. The coding region runs from base 62 to 505 and encodes 147 amino acids. The record is from RefSeq and is a predicted model, not a curated record. The transcript is spliced from 5 exons. NCBI's taxonomy places the organism in Eukaryota, Metazoa, Arthropoda, Insecta, Hymenoptera, Braconidae.